Messenger RNA from Rhizopus microsporus ATCC 52813, 1008 nucleotides. RefSeq lists its product as uncharacterized. Lineage: Eukaryota; Fungi; Mucoromycota; Mucoromycetes; Mucorales; Rhizopodaceae. The record is from RefSeq and is a predicted model, not a curated record. The transcript is spliced from 3 exons. The coding region runs from base 1 to 1008 and encodes 335 amino acids.
AUGGCCCGGCUAUUCUCCUUGUCCCCUGUGUCUUCGUUGAAAUGGCGAUCCGUAUCAAUUAACCCCAAUACGCUGUCAUCCUUUGCUGGCAAGCCUAAACAAAGCAACUAUGAAGACAAAUUUAACAUGUUCAAUACUGUCUUUGACCUGUCAAGUUUGGUUAAUCAUAAUGAAUAUAGCUUUGAAGAUUUAAAAAAGCCAGCAGCAAAAAAUAAAACCGCAUUUGCUAAUCUAAUCAGAUCUGAUGGCUUUGCAGCGGAUGUGGUGCUAUAUAAGGGUGUGAGCAAUAAUGAAGAUGUAACUGAACAAAGCUCAGACAGUACAUUUGGUAUACAACUUCUGAGCGAUGUCUUAAAACCUGGUGAUGUUGACAACUUCUCGCUGUGCGGCCUAGACCCUGAUAGACAACAUGCAUUCACAGCAUCCUAUAACGAGGGAGAAAAUUCUCAUCAAAUAAGAAGAGUCUCGACAGCGGAAUAUUACAAUUACACUGGGUCCAUUCAUCAUCAAAGAAAAGAACAGAAAAGAAUGGAGAAGGAAGGAAUGAAAAGUGUAUUGCUGAACAUCCCUUCGAUCAAGACUACAUCCUUGAUGCAAUAUCAUAUGUAUAUGACAUAUAUAAUGGCCAAUAUUCAGAAAAUAUUAGAUUUUUAUGGAUACGAAACAGCCGAGGGACGCUUUCACUGUUAUCAAGGAGUUCGACGGGCUAGAGAAGAAAUGGUCAAUAUAUUGAUCAACGGUGGUAAGAAGUACAAUAAGGAUAGAAGAAAAAAUACGAGGAAAAACCGCAGAAGGGGAAAGAAAAAGAAAGAGAAAAGGGGAAAAGAUGAAAAGAAGAAAGAUGAAGAAUGCAGCGAAAGGCCCGAAAAGCAGUGGUGGCCACAAAGAAACUCGUAUGACAGAGAGAAAAAACCUGUAGUUGCCUUCGGCUCUGGAAUGUUUGGAAAGGACAGCAUCAAAUUCAAAGGACAUAGAACAGGAAUAACAGGUGUCCUUACAGAGCAUUAA